UCUCAGUAUGCAGAGCUGCAUACAUGCAGUGCAUGCUGAACUGAGAGACUGUGUGAGUUGCAAAUCAACAGCAGUAUCUCAGAGAGAGUCAUACAGUGUGAAAAAGCUGCAACUCUCAGUUACAUGCACAGAGAAGUCUCUCUGUGAGAUCUGUUAUUAUCAGAAGUUAGAGAAUCUUAUAUUUCUCAAGAUCAUCUUUACAUGCCUUAUUCAUGAAAUUAAUGAGAGAAAUCAUCAAUUUCAGCAUUCUGUUCUUGAUAUCAUUCAAGUGAUAGCAGAGUUCACCCUGGCCACACUUUUUAAGUAUGAUGUUAAGACAAUGACUCAUUGCAGCUGUGUUACUCUCACUGUGAGAAAUACACAGUUGAUGAUAAAUAUUGUGAAGACUCUGAGAAGUGAGUAUUUUAAAAGUGCU
Molecule: messenger RNA, 415 nt
Organism: Blastomyces gilchristii SLH14081
Lineage: Eukaryota; Fungi; Ascomycota; Eurotiomycetes; Onygenales; Ajellomycetaceae
Exons: 3
Molecular function (GO): protein heterodimerization activity
Source: RefSeq, a predicted model, not a curated record